Molecule: messenger RNA, 857 nt
Organism: Musca domestica (house fly)
Lineage: Eukaryota; Metazoa; Arthropoda; Insecta; Diptera; Muscidae
Gene: MED4
Product: mediator of RNA polymerase II transcription subunit 4
Exons: 3
Coding region: 81-836 (251 amino acids)
Biological process (GO): regulation of transcription by RNA polymerase II
Cellular component (GO): mediator complex; core mediator complex
Molecular function (GO): transcription coregulator activity
Source: RefSeq, a predicted model, not a curated record
GUUAUUAUUUCACUGAAUAGUAUUACCUAGGAAGAAGAAGAAAUAACAUUAAAUUAAAUUGUUUACACUGAUAUCCCGAAAUGUCCUUUCAUUUAAGCACAAAAGAAAGGCUGCUCCUCUUAAUAGAUGACAUGGAGUUAAUUGCCAAAGAAUUAAUAGACAAUCUUUUGCCGAAACACCAAAAGUCCACAUCUGAGCACACAGCGCUAGUUGAUUUACUCGUGGCCAAAGAUGAGGAGUUUCGCAAGAUGUUGGAAUUAGCCGAUGAACAAGCUAAACUAAAACAAAAGAUGGAUGAACUGAAAGCCAAAGUGGAUGUUCAGGACAGAGAAAUACAGAAACUUCAGAAAUCGCUCAAGGAGGCUGAACAAAUUCUGGCCACGGCUAUCUUUCAAGCGAGGCAAAAACUUGCUAGUAUCAAACAAGCCAACAAACGGCCUGUUUCUUCUGAAGAAUUGAUUAAGUAUGCUCAUCGUAUAAGCUCUGCAAAUGCUGUUAGCGCUCCCAUAACUUGGUGCAUAGGCGACGUGCGACGACCAUAUCCAACAGAUAUUGAAAUGCGCAAUGGAUUUCUGGGUAAAUCUGACCUAAAUAUAAAUGGCGGCGGGGUUGUACACCAAAAUAAUAUGACGGAUAAUCAGCGCAGCGUCAAUGAAGUUCCCAAUGCGUUCCAAAAUCAGUUCAAUUGGACGAACAUGGGUGAAUUGCAUAUGUCCAUGGGUUCAUCGGGCAAUUCAGUGGCUUUAGAGACACGUUCACACAAAGAAGCAUCCCAAGAUGAUGUUGAAGUUAUGUCUACAGACAGUUCAAGCUCUAGUUCUAGUGAUUCUCAGUAAUAAAUUAUAUUAUACAUUUGA